Messenger RNA from Morus notabilis, 2430 nucleotides. Its product is annotated as ABC transporter B family member 27. The transcript is spliced from 17 exons. Gene Ontology annotation, biological process: transmembrane transport. Gene Ontology annotation, cellular component: membrane. The coding region runs from base 164 to 2062 and encodes 632 amino acids. Gene Ontology annotation, molecular function: ATP binding; ABC-type oligopeptide transporter activity; ATP hydrolysis activity. Lineage: Eukaryota; Viridiplantae; Streptophyta; Magnoliopsida; Rosales; Moraceae. The record is from RefSeq and is a predicted model, not a curated record.
AGAAGAUGAAAUAGAACCAUUAUUUGUAUCAAACUUCCAAUUUCACGAGCUUCCACUUUUUUUUAUUUUUUGUUUUUCCUUAGCAGAUCCCAUUUCCCGCGCAAACCCAAUCUGAGUUGGCCGAGAAAACCAUAAACCGUUGACUCUUUCGUUUGGUUUGGUGAUGGGUAAGACGCAGCGCUUGGAUUUUGCUUCCUCCGGCAGUAACAGAGUCCCUCUUCUGAACAACAAGGAGGCUAAUAAUGGUGAUGGCCCCGUCACGGACCUUGAGCAUGGUGAUGCCGUACAGGCUGCGAAUGUUGGAUAUUGUCGAAUAUUGUCACUUGCUAAACCUGAUGCUGGCAAGAUAGUUAUUGCCACUAUUGCACUGCUGAUUGCAUCCACAACAAGUAUUCUGAUACCAAAAUUUGGGGGAACGAUAAUUGACAUUGUAUCAAGAGAAAUAAGAACUCCCGAACAGCAAGCUGAAGCUUGGGAGGCUGUCAAAAACACCAUAUUGGAAAUACUUCUAAUUGUUGUUGUUGGCUCUUUGUGCACAGCACUCCGAGCGUGGUUGUUUUCUUCUGCUAGUGAAAGAGUCGUUGCUCGUUUGAGAAAAAACUUAUUUGCUCACCUUAUUCAUCAGGAAAUAGCCUUCUAUGAUGUUACUCGGACAGGGGAGCUUCUAAGCAGGCUAUCUGAAGACACACAGAUAAUAAAAAAUGCUGCAACUACCAAUCUUUCUGAGGCACUGAGAAACGUAACAACUGCGUUUAUUGGUAUUGGAUUUAUGUUCUCAUCAUCUUGGAAGUUAACAUUGUUGGCUUUGGUGGUUGUACCUGUUAUUUCGGUUGCUGUAAAGAAGUUCGGGCGCUAUCUCCGAGAACUUUCACACGCAACUCAAGCCGCAGCUGCAGUAGCUGCCUCAAUUGCUGAGGAAUCUUUUGGAGCUAUCCGAACUGUUCGGUCCUUUGCUCAAGAAGGCCACACGAUUUCAAAUUACUCAGAAAAAGUUGACGAGACACUGAAGCUUGGACUAAGACAAGCUAGAGUAGUAGGUCUAUUUUUCGGAGGGCUAAACGCAGCGUCCAUGUUAUCUGUUAUCGUCGUAGUUAUUUAUGGAGCAUACUUGACGAUUACAGGCUCCUUGACUGCAGGAGCUCUUACCUCUUUCAUUCUUUAUAGCCUUACAGUUGGAUCCUCAAUAUCUUCUUUAUCGGGGUUGUACACAACUGCGAUGAAAGCUGCAGGAGCAAGUAGGAGAGUUUUUCAGCUUCUCGAUCGUGUCUCAGCCAUGCCACAAGCAGGCAAUAAGUGCCCCGCAGGAUACCCAGAUGGAGAUGUGGAAUUAGAUGAUGUCUGGUUUGCUUAUCCUUCUCGCCCGAGUCAUAUGGUUCUCAAGGGUAUAACAUUGAAACUGAGCCCUGGUUCAAAGGUUGCUCUUGUUGGUCCCAGCGGUGGCGGAAAAACAACAAUUGCAAAUUUGAUUGAGAGGUUCUAUGACCCUCUUAAGGGAAAGAUUUUACUGAAUGGAGUUCCAUUAGUGGAGAUAUCCCAUGAAUAUCUUCAUAGAAAGGUUAGUAUAGUGAGCCAGGAACCCGUUCUUUUCAAUUGUACGGUGGAAGAGAACAUCGCAUAUGGUUUUAACGGAAAAGCUAGCUUGUCUGACAUAGAAAAUGUAGCUAAAAUGGCUAACGCACAUGAAUUCAUUGACAUCUUUCCUGACAAAUAUCAAACUGUGGUCGGUGAACGCGGACUAAGGUUGUCAGGAGGCCAAAAACAGAGAAUAGCAAUUGCAAGAGCGCUAUUAAUGGACCCAAAAGUUUUGUUACUUGAUGAAGCCACAAGUGCUCUUGAUGCCGAGAGUGAAUUCCUCGUUCAGGAUGCCAUGGAUUCUCUGAUGAGGGGCAGGACUGUUCUUGUAAUAGCACACAGGCUUUCAACCGUAAAAAGUGCAGACAGUGUCGCCGUCAUAUCAGACGGUCAGAUUGCUGAAAGCGGCACCCAUGACGAGCUUCUGAACAGAAAUGGAAUUUACAAUGCACUUGUUAGGAGGCAGUUACAGGGAUCUACAACUGCCUAGUUCGGAAAAACCUUGGUUAUGAAAAAACAUUUAUGACCAAAUUGAUAACAAAAGUUUCCGUUCAGUUUGAAUCCUUGAAGAAGUACAUUGGUUUUCAAAAUAAAAGACGAUCUUGAUUGCUAACCUUAAACCUGCCACAAAUCUUCUGUCAGACCCGUAUUGAAAAACGUUUACACUAGGAGGGGUAAGAGUGACAAAAAGACUAGAGUUGGGGGUCGAAAAUCCCUUGGUUGUCUCUGUACUGUUCCCACCGUCGGUGGCUAGGAGUUCCGGAGUACUCGAAAUCUCCGGGUCUAUCGUGUUAGAUUGUCCUCUGUAAUUGUUGUUGGCUGUUUGAAUUUCAAUAAAAGCUACCCUGAUUCCUUUCA